Molecule: messenger RNA, 1903 nt
Organism: Chaetomium fimeti
Lineage: Eukaryota; Fungi; Ascomycota; Sordariomycetes; Sordariales; Chaetomiaceae
Exons: 3
Coding region: 188-1756 (522 amino acids)
Source: RefSeq, a predicted model, not a curated record
AUUGAAAGUCCUGGGGGGGUGUUAGAAGAAGACCAGGAAAGUGGGCCGUAGAGCAUGAAGUCCGAGAGGAUCGAGGGAGGCAUCGCAUAAGGAGAGCAGAGGAAACCCCUCCCAUCACAGUCCAGAAGAAGGCGCGCAGCUGAGCUCCGAGAUUCUGCUUUGCUUCCCCCCCGCCUUCCUGUCCGUCAUGAAGCCCCUUGCUGUUCUGGCCGCGACUGCGGCAUUGGCCCCCCAUAGCGCCCUCGCCAGGUGGCUCUCUCGAGCCAACACCACCCCCGGAUGUGCCUUCACUCUCAGUUCGUCGGGGUCUUUUGUCUGUCCCGCCGGCCAGCUCGAAGACGGGCAGAUCCGUCUCAACGGCAGCUACCCAACAGCCACAUUCUACCUUGACCCCGAUGGCGGUAUCACGGACUCGGAUGGUUACGGGUGUAUUGUAACAGGAUCACCAACCACACAAAUCCAGUGUGAUCAGGGCAAGUCGCCCACGAGCGCUUUCUCCAUUGAUGCGUCCAAGAACCUGCUGUAUCAGGGCUCGCCCGACUUCUGGGCGUGCCCAGCCACAGACACCGAGUAUAACAUCUACGUCGAUCCCGAGUUCGGGCAGACCAAGUGCUUUCCCAUUGGCCUGAAGGCGAGCAGCUGCGGUCCUGCCGCUCCGACCUGCACUCCCCCAUCCACGGUAUGGGAGACACAGACGCAGACGGUCACCGUCAUAGUCACCAAUUCCCAGACUUGCUCUGCGGGACAGACCAGCACGACUUCCACGUCCUUGGAUACAGUGUGCCGACACUGCACGGGGACGAAAUCCUUGAUGAGCUCGAGUGAGAGCGGGAAUUUCACCAUCUUGCCCACCAGCACGGAAACGAGGACCCCUAUCAAUCCUAGUGACUCGGAAAUCUUCACCAUCCUACCGAUAAGCACCGACGGCGCAGGCACGAAGCGGAGCCCUUCUCCCGAACACGUCAAGAGGGCGCCCGGUGAGGGUGUGCUUUCUGGUGGUUCCCAUCAUCGCCUCUCCAGGCGGGACCUUUAUGAGGACUGGAACGCAGUCCGCGAAACCACGAGAAGUGGCGCUCGGGAGACUGCCGAGUUGAAAUGGGUCCGCACGGGACGGGUCCGAGAGUUUCCGUUGCAGCCCGGUCAGUCGCUCAAGAUCGGCACCGACUACUUCUACGGGUGCACUGUCUUUGUCGUUGUCGGCUCGCAGCGCAUCAUCUUUGGCCACAUAGCGCAGAUCGGCCCAACCGGGUGCGUCGAGUUCGAGGAGCGCGACGAGACCCAGUACGAGAUAAUCCCGCGCAUCACAAGCUUCCUUACGGAGGCCGGCACCUCGCUGGCGGACGUGUCUCCGCCGACUUGCCCCACCGAACGCUUCGCCUGGAUCAUGGGCACCGUCGCGGAUGACGAUCAGGGUUGGGACAGGGGCCCAGCCGCCCUCAAGGAGUGGAUGGUCGCAGAAGGCAUCCCGCCCGCAAACCUCCACUACAACCAAUACAAGGGCGGUUCGGGCGAGAUCGACGGUCCGCCCGGGGGAAUAUUUGGCAAGGCUCUCGUCACCGUGACGCCGGAGGCGGGCCCGGGGGCGGGGCAGCAGCGUUCAAUACUUCGCGUGUAUAUGACGAGCGAGGAACCCCGGAUAGAGCUGACCUUUAACAACCAAAACGGACAACUCGUCCUCGAUCCCAUCAUGAACGUUGCGAUCUCUUCGCUGACGACCGACGGCAACAAGCAGUACACAAAUAACCCGACCGAGUAAAGGACACCCCCUACAAGGCAUUUGUCCGUCAUGCCGUUGAAAUCGACCCAUCAGGGUGCUGGUCCUUUCCUAAGAUAUCGACGUCAGAAGAUGUAAGGUAGAUAAUAGGUACCUUAGCUAGGUAAUAUUACCGCUUCAAGAUUUCUG